Molecule: messenger RNA, 381 nt
Organism: Amoebophrya sp. A120
Lineage: Eukaryota; Dinophyceae; Syndiniales; Amoebophryaceae
Source: the annotation of a GenBank genome assembly
CUACUGGGUUUCGGAGCGAUAUGCAUUGCUUUACACCAAGCGCUCUGUCGUGGAGGAGGUGUAAGUGACGACCACGACAGCGUAACAAGUCAAGAAAAAAUGACGAGCGCACUCGAAGAGCAUGAAAAGCACGAUGUUGCUCCUUUCCUCAUCAGCGACGUGUGUUUUCCUGGAUGCUCGAGCAUGCAUGGUCGUAUCAGACAGCAUCAGACAAAAUCCGGCGUUUUUUUACCAACUGAAUCCCUUCACCAUGAACCAGUUACCUCGUCUAGCGCGUGCUCUCCGGAUGAAAAAUGUCCACACGACCUUGGCACGGCGUGGGUAGAGACCGUCUGUUGCGUCACUUGGGCUGCAACGGAUUUAGCGACACGAGCAGCCCGC